AACAGUAUUUUGUUGUUUCCAAUGAAGUUUCGCUAAAUAUUCCUAAUAUUUUGGUUACCACAUGAGUUACCCUUGACAAAACUCGAGACUGGAUAACUGGAUAACUUAUUUGGUUUUGUCAUGAUCAGAUCAGACUGAAGGGUUAGCUUUAUGCCUAGCUAGGCUAGCUGGCCAGCAUAGCCCAAUGUAACUAUUAACGUUAAAGUAGUUGAGUCAGAGAAGGUUAGAAAGUGGUUUUGGUUGAGUUCUUACAGAAUUAGCUAACUUCCAUACCGGUUGCAUUUAUUUUUCCUAUGCAACAUUUUGCUCAUAGAAAAUGGCCCAGCUCUUCUUUGGAAAGCCAGCCCCUACCUUUCAGUCUACACCAAAACCGGGUCAUCAUCCCUCAUCACCCAAGGACCCUGAACAAGGACAUGGGCCAGACCAGGACAUCCCUGAUGAGUCAUUUUCAUUUGUGACACUGGAUGAAAGCCAUGGACAGCAAAGUGAGGACUCCGGCAUCGACAUUUCAAACAUCUCCAAUAGACGUAACGUACACAACAGUACUUCCAGUGAGCUCCCAGGUGAGGAGACUACGACUGUUCUCAGUUCAACGAUAGAGGAGAUAGGGAAGAAGGCCCAGGAUCUGAUAGAGAGAAUAAACCAGAGCCGAGCCAUGGACCAGGAAAUCAUGACCACAUUCGAGAACAAGUUAAUGGAUAAGGUGAGUGAGGUGUGCCAGCAGGUGAAGGAGCAGAUGUUCAGCAGCUAUGAGGAGCAUGGCCGUGGAAUGGAGGCCAAUUUGCAAGAGCUGUCUGAGGUGCUGGAGAGGAGCAGUCAGCUCAGUAUGGAGCUGCAGGGAGCCAGUCAGACCUUAUCAGCCAUCAACAACAGCCUGCAACAGACAGCUGAGAACUGACAUCUACCCAGCCAUUAAUUUAUUUCAACUGCCUUACAGCAUCUCGACUUCUGGGAGGUCUAGAAUAAUUAAAGCAAUGCCUUAUUUGACUGUGGUAUAUGUCUAAAAGGAUAUAAAACAGUAGUUGUAAACUGAGGUGUUGGAAGCUUUUGUUUAUUAAAUGAUUUAUCACAUAACUAGUGUGGAUAUUUUUCAUACAUAUGACCAAAUAGCAUUAUA
Molecule: messenger RNA, 1117 nt
Organism: Oncorhynchus keta (chum salmon)
Lineage: Eukaryota; Metazoa; Chordata; Actinopteri; Salmoniformes; Salmonidae
Product: synaptonemal complex central element protein 2-like
Exons: 4
Coding region: 317-898 (193 amino acids)
Biological process (GO): synaptonemal complex assembly
Cellular component (GO): central element
Source: RefSeq, a predicted model, not a curated record